UGAAGAGAAUUAUUGAGCGCUUUAAAGAGUAUAUCCGCACAGAACAGUUUCACACGAUAUGAUGGACGUCUAAUAGAGUUUUGGUCUGUGUGGAUACAAAGUUGGCAGAGAGACUUCUAAACGGAGGGAUUUAAACGAUCACUCUCGAAAUAUCUCGAUUUGAUGUUUUUCGAGAGUUAAAUCUCUCUAACUGACCAAUUGCAUCAAUCGAUUAAAUCGAAGAUGGUUGACUUGAAGGUUUUUAACCAUGCAGGUGGAAGAAAACCUUAAAAGGUUGGUGUUUGCAGAUGUGUGGCAGUGUUUGGGACUUGCCGGAUCAAUCACGUAUUCAUACGUAUGGUGAAUUGAAUUAUUUGCAAUAAACGAGAUUAUUAUAACCACUACACAUGCGGUCGAUCAGAAACAUUAUUCAAAAGACGUUAAGGUCUUCGAAGAUGUGUCUUCUACAUUUUCCCAAGGACAAAGAUAUAAAAAUGUUGAGAAACGCUCAUACUUCUAAUGUCAGUGCUUUUGGCAAAUAUGAUAUUGUUCGACCUCAGAUGGUUUCUGACCAGGUUGACGUACCUGCGUACAUACCUCAGCCGUCCUACAGUCAGUCAUCAAUACCUGAAGAAGGACCAGAGAUACCUGAGAUCAAAGAUGCUUUUCAAAUAGAAUCUAUGAGACACAGCUGUAAGCUCGCCAGACGUAUCCUAUGUCAAGUUGACUCACUAAUUAAGCCAGGCAUUACAACCGAUUUUCUGAACAACCAACUACACGAUAUGAUUAUUGCCAAUGGAGCAUAUCCCAGUCCGCUCAAUUAUUACGGAUUUCCCAAAUCCGUAUGUACAAGCAUUAACAAUGUUGCCUGUCAUGGAAUUCCAGACAAUAGACCUUUACAAGACGGUGAUAUUCUCAACGUUGAUAUAACAGUGUAUCUGAAUGGAUAUCACGGUGAUUGUUCAACCAUGUUUCAAGUGGGGAAUGUUGAUGCAGAAGGCAAACGAUUAAUAUCAGUUACGGAAUUAUGUUUAAAAUCGGCUAUUGAAAUAUGCAAGCCAGACGAACAUUUUUGUAAUAUUGGUAAUGUGAUAGAAAAAAUAGCAAAUAAACACAAUUUCAAUGUGAUACCCGCGUUUACGGGUCACGGCAUUGGGACUUAUUUUCACGGACCUCCAGAUAUUUUUCACUUCGCAAAUUCUUAUUCUGGUAAAAUGAAAGCUGGAAUGACAUUUACUAUCGAACCAGUUUUGAGUCAGGGAAUGAUAGAAUGUGAAAUUUUAGAAGAUGGAUGGACAGCUUGCACCAUCGACAAUUCAAGAACAGCGCAAAUGGAACACACAAUUUUAAUAACCGAUAUAGGUUGUGAAGUACUAACGCUCUAAGUUACAACUAUUGUAAUUGUUUUCCCGAUAGAUAUAUAAAUAUAAUUAUUAUACAGGAUGUCCGACAAUUAGUUUAAUACGCGCGUAAGACCCAAUGCAUGCU
Messenger RNA from Pseudomyrmex gracilis, 1467 nucleotides. RefSeq names its product methionine aminopeptidase 1D, mitochondrial. The transcript has 7 exons. Gene Ontology annotation, biological process: proteolysis. Gene Ontology annotation, molecular function: metalloaminopeptidase activity. NCBI's taxonomy places the organism in Eukaryota, Metazoa, Arthropoda, Insecta, Hymenoptera, Formicidae. The coding region runs from base 387 to 1364 and encodes 325 amino acids. The record is from RefSeq and is a predicted model, not a curated record.